CAAACAUUUGAAACGUCCAAGAGAGACGAAGCGAGCGAGGUUAGAAUGCUCUCUUACUCUUCUCUUCAGCUCACUUCCCCUUUCAACCACCACCAAACACUCCUCUCCAGUGCUCCUCGUAGAGGAAUUACAUGGAACGACUCAUCCGCUUCUGUUCUUCCCUGCCGCCCUCGCGCCUCUCCUUCACUGAUCUCCUCUCUUCCCCCCGUCGCUCGGUCGCUCCCGGAAAACUCACCUGCCGCGACGCUUGUGGAUGAGGCGGAGCAAGGAGCAGCUUUGUCGCUUCCGUCGCCCCUGCGGCGGGAGUUGCUUCCUAGCCACGUGGCUAUCAUAAUGGACGGGAACUCGAGGUGGGCGAGGGCGAGGGGGUUGCCGUCGACGCUGGGGCACGAGGCCGGCUACCGCGCCCUGAAGAAGGUCGUCGAGCACUCCCACAAGUGGGGGAUUCGGGGGCUCACCGUAUUCGCCUUCUCCACCGAGAACUGGCGUCGCCCCAAGGUGGAGGUUGAUUUCCUGAUGAUGCUGUUCGAGAGAGUGCUGAAGGAGGACAUUCUUGAACUCACGAAGGACGGAGUUCGGAUAUGCUUAAUUGGCGACUCCACAGAACUCCCAAAAUCUCUACAGAAUCUAAGCAAAGAAAUAAUAGAGGCGACUAAGAACAACACAAAGCUUGAUUUAAGUGUGGCAAUCAGUUACAGUGGGCGAAGGGACAUAACACAAGCCUGCAAAAGCAUCGCAGAGAAGGUAAAACAUGGUUUGGUUGAGCCUGAAGACAUCACAGAGUCACUUGUCGCACAAGAGCUUGAGACAAACCGCAUUCUUGAGUUUCCGUACCCUGACCUACUCAUCCGAACAAGUGGCGAGCUCCGGCUGAGCAACUUCUUGUUGUGGCAAUCUGCAUACAGUGAGCUAUUCUUCACGGAUACAUAUUGGCCAGACUUUAAGGAGGCGAACUAUGUUGAAGCCUUAGCCUCUUACCAAACGAGGCAGAGACGAUUUGGCCAACGAAUAUAGGGAAGAAUACUGAAUGAUGGUGGCAAGGACUUGUAUCAAUCUUUGUAAAACUUGCUGAUCAGAAUGAACAGCUGUAAUACAAAUAGAUCAGCAGUAGAGUUAUACAUGUAUUUAAAUAAUUAGUAGUGAACUUCUACUAAGAAUUUUGUUAUAGGGCCACGCUACU
This is a messenger RNA of Zingiber officinale, 1180 nucleotides long. Its product is annotated as cis-prenyltransferase 4, chloroplastic-like. Gene Ontology annotation, biological process: polyprenol biosynthetic process. The coding region runs from base 46 to 1014 and encodes 322 amino acids. The record is from RefSeq and is a predicted model, not a curated record. NCBI's taxonomy places the organism in Eukaryota, Viridiplantae, Streptophyta, Magnoliopsida, Zingiberales, Zingiberaceae. The transcript is spliced from 3 exons.